AUGGAUUCAUUAUAUAUUAACAAAAUACCUGAACUUAACUAUGAACAUGAAGUUACUAAAAAGAUUGUCUUGAAAAUAAUAAAUAAAUUAGAUGAACAGAAAGAUCAAUCACAAAAUACAAAUUUUUACAACAGACACAAAAUCAUAAAUUUUUUUUCUGAAGCUGAGUUAUUAUUUAAAUAUUAUGAUAAUGAAAAGAAAGGAGAAUUAGAUAUAAAAUUAUUUCCUAAAAUGGCUAGGCAAUUAAAGCAAAUUUAUGAUAUAAGAGAUAUAAAAAAAUUCGAGAAAGAAAUGAAAAUUAAGAAAAUUAAUAAAAUGAAUUUACCUAUGUUUUUAACGUUAUUAAAAAGAAAAUUGUUCCAAACCAUUGAUGACGAUAUGGUAUUUAAUAAGAAUUUCGAUAUCCUAGACAUGAACAAGAAUAAAAAAAUUAACCUAAAUCAAUUAAGAAUGUAUUUAAGCUUAGUUGGUGACAAAAUUAGUAAAGAGGAAUUUAAUUCUUUCAUAAGUUUCUAUAUGGAAAAUAACAAAAAAUUAAUUGAAAAUGAAUUAACUUUAGAUGAUAAAAAACUACCUACUGAAAUAGGGCCAACAUAUUAUAAAGAUAUAUUAACGUAUUUCAAGUACUUUUAA
This is a messenger RNA of Plasmodium relictum, 633 nucleotides long. RefSeq names its product conserved Plasmodium protein, unknown function. Lineage: Eukaryota; Apicomplexa; Aconoidasida; Haemosporida; Plasmodiidae. The coding region runs from base 1 to 633 and encodes 210 amino acids. Gene Ontology annotation, molecular function: calcium ion binding. The transcript has 2 exons. The record is from RefSeq and is a predicted model, not a curated record.